AUAAAUAGACUUUGUGCAGUAGAAGAAAAUGAUUUUUGCCGGAAGCCAUUUGACUGCUUAGAUUUCCGUGGGGAGAAGAAGCCCAUUGUUUCAAAUAACGUACAAAGCGUGGAAAAACUCGCCCCUUCAUUUGAGACUCGCAGCCUCACACAAACAGCGGCGAUGGACGCCGACGCAUAUAAAUAAUCUGAGGAGUUGGAUCGACUAUUCCAUUAAUACAUCUCCGACGAAUUCGUCAAGCUUUCACGACAAUGGAGGUGGCGGUGAGGAACAAAGUGCAGAGGCUGUACGACGCAUGCGCCAGUGUCUUCCGCACCGGGGAGGAUGAACCGCUCACGUUCGAGCAGAUCCGGUGGCUGCAAAGCCUCCUGGAUGGCGUGGGGCCGGCCGACGUCGGAAUCGAUGGAUACGGAGACGAAGGGCCGCGAGUAGAUGAGAGGAGUCCGACGAGCCGCCGUGGACUGGUGCUAGGGCAUGCGUUGGAGCAGAUUACCUAUAUACACAACCAUGAGUGCCAAGAUUUCUCGAUGGGGGUAUUCUGCUUCCCGGCUGGUGCAACGAUGCCUCUGCAUGAUCACCCGGGAAUGGUGGUGCUCACCAAGGUUUUGUACGGUUCAGUGUCAUGGAACGCCUAUGAUUGGGUCUCCAACCCCAGAAAGAAUGGACUAGCAAAGGUUGUGGCAGAAGAACGCAUACUCCAAGCAUCCACCAGGACAUCGGUCUUGUUCCCGAGGAGCGGAGGAAACAUACACUCUUUCACUGCUCUAACUCCCUGUGCUAUACUUGAUGUGUUGACUCCUCCGUAUUCUGAUGAACUUGGAAGGCCAUCAACCUACUACAUCGACAUACCCAUACCUUGGCUUCCGGGUUUCUGCAUACUUGAAGAGGCAGAAUUGCCGGAUGAUCUGGUCGUUGCCGGAGCGCCAUACCUUGGUCCUGAGCUCAUUGUUGGUGAUGAAGAAGAAGAAGAUGAUGAUGACAUGUAUUGAUUAGCUUUUCUUGUACACUGCACAUAUUUUUCCAGUUGUACAGGUUCAGCUAAGUCGGAUAACUUCUGCUGCUUCCCGUGAUGAUAAUGAUGUAAAGAGAUGAUGAAUCACUUGACUUUUUUUUUUUUACCUAAAAAUUAAUAUUGAUGGAAGUAUAAAAAUUAAAUUAUUUUUAUUAUAUAAAAAU
This is a messenger RNA of Musa acuminata AAA Group (dessert banana), 1176 nucleotides long. RefSeq names its product plant cysteine oxidase 3-like. Lineage: Eukaryota; Viridiplantae; Streptophyta; Magnoliopsida; Zingiberales; Musaceae. Gene Ontology annotation, molecular function: oxidoreductase activity, acting on single donors with incorporation of molecular oxygen, incorporation of two atoms of oxygen. The transcript has 5 exons. The record is from RefSeq and is a predicted model, not a curated record. The coding region runs from base 252 to 989 and encodes 245 amino acids.